Messenger RNA from Loxodonta africana (African savanna elephant), 4185 nucleotides. RefSeq names its product protein FAM170B-like. The transcript has 2 exons. Bases 720 to 1307 code for a protein of 195 amino acids. The record is from RefSeq and is a predicted model, not a curated record. Gene Ontology annotation, cellular component: acrosomal vesicle. Lineage: Eukaryota; Metazoa; Chordata; Mammalia; Proboscidea; Elephantidae. Gene Ontology annotation, biological process: fertilization.
UAUAACUUCUCCGUAAAAUAGCCUUUCAGUAAAAGAGGUUGAAAAGAGGUGAGCAUUGCUCUCGUUUGAGUGCUUACACCCCAAAUUUACUAAGAAAAUCACCCUUAUAGAAAACUUCUUUCAAUGACGUCACACAUUUAUUAUGAAGUUAUAGGGGAAUGAGGUCAUUUCUAAGUUCCAAAGGAAAAAAUUCAUUGGAAUUCAAUAAAUGUGGAAUUAAAGAAAAAUAACUUCUUAAAAAAUGAACUACCAUAAACAGUGCCACUUUACAAUGGAGACUUUGUCUUCCACAGCAGUGCCCCCAAAGGGUGGUGGGUCUCUGGGGAAGAAGAAAGAAACCAUGGGGUCUGCAGAGGUGGAGGAUGUGGUGAUGGAGAGGCCUCCAGGGGUCCCUAUGACCAAAGCUUUGGGCUCACAGGUGAGAAUAAGGACUCUGAAAGCUCAACUAAAUCUACUCUCUAUUCUCAGAGGUCUCUAUCCAAGAGGAAAAUGCCCAAGAGUCAACAACAUCCCAAACAAAAAGUCAAAGCUCCAGGCACAGGAAGAUUCCAAAACAAUCCGAGAGCUCUUUUCCUUCAUCUUCCACCAAGCAGACCUCUCACUCCUCUAGCUACGGGGCUACUUCAGAGAAGGGAUGGGUCAGGUGUGCACAUUUCACCCAGGUGCACACAGUCAAGGGGGUGGCGGUCGCCUGGCAGACCAAAACCUCCUUUGCACCCAUGGGCAAGAUGCCCCAGGUCUUUGAGGCCGAGCUCUCUGAGGAGAGCACCAUCGGCUCUGCCCCCAGACUGGCCAACACUGAGUCCCUGGUCAGCAACCUGGAGCCCUGGCAGGAGGAGCCCCAGACCUAUACCCAGGAGCCCACCGACCAAGAGGAGGAGCAUGGGGAGAGACCCUGCGCAGCCACCCCGGAGUGGCUGGUGACCCGUGAGCACGGCUUCCGCUGCGUGGCCUGCUGUCACGUGUUCGAGUCCCGGGAGGCCCUGGUUGCGCACGCGGCGCAUGCUGUGAGCCAGGGCUUCAGUUGCGGGGUCUUCUUUGAAGAGCUGCUGGAGAGGCGGCUGCCAAGCUCAGUCCAGCGCAGGCCCCAACGCUGCCACCAGCUGGCCAGGCGUUACCUGAUGGCCUCCAAGAAGAGGGAGGUGAGGGAGAAGAGAGCGGUCUGCAGGCGCCUGGAGGAGGAGCUGGAGAAGCAGAGAGAAGAACUGAAGAGGCUGAGGCACCAGCUGGACAGGCUGCAGAGGCAGGCCAGGCUGCAGAAGGCGCACCACCAAGGCCAGAGGGGGAAGCGCCUAAAGACCUGCUAGCACCCUGGGACUAGGAGGAGCAGGGCCUUUGGGCUGGAAACACGGGCCCUUCAGGAGAGACCUCCAUUCAGGUUCGUUUAACCCAGCUCCCCUGGAAGAUCCUACCCUCCUUCCCCUCUGACCACCAGCCUUCCACCCCAAGGGCACAAAGAGCUCCAGCCCUGAGGGGGAUCUGGAUGGAAGAAGCCCCAGAUAGCUGACCACAGACACCAGGUCCCCUCAGAGACUCCCCUGGCCCAGGAGAGGACAGGACAGGCCUCAUCUUGAUGGUGAGAUCUUGGGACCCUAGGGAUGAGCACAGCAUAAGUAGGGAAAGGGAAAUGGGAUUUCAGUGGGACUUGGGAGGCUAAGGGGGACCCUGUUGAGGUGUGAUGGUGAAGGGGGUAUCACUGAGUUCUUUGGAGGAGAAGGAAUCAGAGAGAUGGCAGGGUGUCAGGAAACCUGCCUGCAGGUGAGCAGUGGGCAUAAAGCCCUAAACCAAGGACUCUGGGUCCCUUCCCAGCAGCAUACAGGCAGAGAAAGAGGUAGGGCUUGGCAGGAGGAGAGGAGGGCCCGGUGAAGGAAAAUGAAUUCACCCCAGCCAUGUCUUCUGGUCUCCUAGGGUGAAUUUGGGGUUCUGAUUAGGAUGCAUUGUUGUUGCCUCAUUAGGGGAAUGUAACUGGGAGAUGGUGUAGAAAAAUCCCCCUGGGUGUUAACCAUUUCUGGAUAAGAGUUGAUCCAGCGCUUGCAGGGUAUUUCUUGUAGAGUAUGUCCUCGGGUAAGAGGUAGAGCUUUGGAACUUUUUCUUCUCCUUUAAAUAAAGCUAUGCAUUCUGGUUCUUGACACGUCAAUAAAUCUUGUUAAUUUUUUUUUCCCCCCUGUGGUGAAAUCUGACCUGUCCCGAGGUCAAAGAACUGGAAGAAAAAGGCCCUCUGAGGUGAAAGAAGCAAAAGAGAGGAGAGGCUUCUGAACCUGGGGAGAACAGCGAGAACACAUUUGACCAGAGUUAUAGAGACCAGAAGAGCUCAUUGGUUCCAAGAACAAGAAGAAAUGCACUGGAUCUCAUUAUUACUGUCUGUGGUGUGCUCUCCUUCCAGUGAUUAAAAUCUUUUGUCUGUCAUUAUAGAAAAUUUUCACCUAUUUAAAAUAUCUAAUGAAACACAUUAAAAUAUACAUGUAUCUAUGAUGUUUAUCAAUUUCCAAAGUUCUGAAAUUGUUUUUUAUUACAUUUGCAAGAUUACAGAUUUGUAUGACAAAAAAGUUCCAUCAGGGUCCCACCCUCAUAUGUAAUUUGCUCCCACUCCCCCAAGGUAUCCAAUGUUAAUAGACACAUGUGUAUCCUUCCCCACACCUCUCUGCGGGGACACAUAUACACAGUCACAGGUACACAAGUACAUCUGCUGGGAUGUUUGCUGUUAUGGAGACUUCGUCUCACUCUACCCACAUUGCUCUCGCCCCUUCUUUCACUUGACAUGCUACCUUGAUUCUCUGUAAGUCAUUAGAUAUGGCACUAACACUAUAUUUUGGGGUCUUUAAUUUACAUGAAUAAUUUAAAUAGAUGGUAUCAACUCAGUACACUUUAUCUGGACUUCUACAUGUUGUUGUUAGAAGCUAUCAAGUCAGUUCUGACCCACGGUGACCCUAGGCACCACAGAACAAAACUCGGCCCCGUCAUUGCAAUCCUAAUAAUCGUUGCUAUAUUUAAGCACACUGUUGCAGCCACUGUAUCAAUCUCAUUGAGGGUCUUCCUCUUUUUCCCUGGACCUCUGCUUUACCAAGCAUGAUGUCCUUUUCCAGGGACUGGUCCCUCUUGAUAAGAUGUCCAAAGCCAUCCUUACUUCUAAGGAAUAUUCUGGCUUUCUCUGCUUAAGACAGAUUUAUUCGUCCAUACAUAACACUACUAAUACGGAAGCAUUAUCAUCCAUGCUUUUUAAGUCCACUCUUCCUGCAUGUUCUACUUCUCCUCCUCCUGUUCUUUCCCACAAGUGAAUCCAAGGUAAUUCAGGUUAACAAUGUAGUAAGUCGUCUCUCCUAUCCUUGCUUAAACAAGCACACACAGACAUACAUGUAUCCUCAUCUUAUCAUUUAUACACACACAUAAACAUCAACAGGUAUUCAAGCAUAUUCAAACAAUUGAUAUUGUUUAACCCAGAUGUGCUCAUUUUAUAUACACUUCUCUGCACCUUGAUUGUUUCAGUAAUACUUCCAUAAUACUUCAUAGAGAGUUCUCCCACUCAACUACUACAACUCUUUUUCAUUCUAAGGACUCCCUGUUUUAUUGAUGAUGUAGCUUUACCAUAAGUUCUCUAUCAUUCCACCAUCAAUGGACAAAGUUUGGUCAUAUUAAUAAUAACUAUCCUUUCUAUAAUAUAGGAUUUGUUUCUGUGGAAUAGACUCCACAGAGUGAGAUUUCCAAUUCAAAGAAUGUUAAAAGUACAGAGCCACGGCCAUGUCUCUCCCCUAGAGGCUGCCAUAAUGCACCUUUCCAGCCACGUCUCAGGGUAUCCUUCUCUCCACAGCCCAGCCAGCCAUAGGUGGUGCUGAUUUUCCAAUUCUGCCAGUUUCACUGGCAGUUUGAUAUUUUCUUAACUUGGGCUAUGUUUACUGGGCAUGUGGAUUUGCUCUGAAUGAACUGUUUGAAUUCACUGCUCAUUGUUCAAGUGCUUAACUUUUAUCCUUCUGUGUAAAAUGGAAAUUGUUAUUAAGCCUUGUCCUCUCCAUUUCACAUGAUUUUCCAAAUCUAUCAUUUGUGUAUCACAUUUUUGCAAGUUUGACCCCCAGAACAAUCACUUGAGUCAGCACCAUUUAUUAAAUAAAUAUAAUUUUCUUGAAAUGCUACCUUUGUAAGUUAUUGUGACUUCUUAACAGAUUUUCUGUUUCAUUGGUCUACUUGUCAGCU